AGACACUUUCCUCUGACAAAGCCAAAACAACACCCUGGGCGUCAUUAAAUAUAACGAAGGCAGCGAAGCAAGUCGGACACAAACAACACAAAAUGGGUAAAAUCUACCAGGUCCUGCUUCACGGACUGAGGGGUGAGAAGACGUUCAUCGACCUGUCGAACACUGAGGAACAGAUGAAGAGUAUGACGGUGAAGCAGCUGAAGGAAAAGAUUAGACAGAAGCUUCCUGAGACCGCAGGAGAGGACGCUCUGCGGCUGAUCUUUGCAGACAAAGAGCUGGAUGAAGACUCCUCGCUGCUGUCUAGCUAUGGGGUACAGCACAUGUCCAACAUCCAUAUGGUGAUUAAGGUUCCUGGAGGACUGACUGUUUGACAGAGACCACCUCGGCCUGCUGCCACUGCCACUUCAUAAGAGCUCCGGAAGACUCCUGCCACUGUCUACAAAUCUUAAACCUUUGCUGUGCGGUUAUUUUAUUCUAGUGAUUGUGUAAUAUUGCAAAGGUGGUUAAAAAAAAAUCUGUACUAUACCAAAAUAAAAAUGUUCUCUCUGUA
Molecule: messenger RNA, 550 nt
Organism: Monopterus albus (swamp eel)
Lineage: Eukaryota; Metazoa; Chordata; Actinopteri; Synbranchiformes; Synbranchidae
Product: polyubiquitin 9
Exons: 2
Coding region: 93-371 (92 amino acids)
Molecular function (GO): protein binding
Source: RefSeq, a predicted model, not a curated record